AUGCAAGAGGUGCCAUACAACCAGACGUCUGCGCGCGAGAGCCCAACCGUCCCGCCAUCCAGUGCCGCCGGUUCAAGUACGGGUACUCCCGCGAAAAGGAAGGGCGAGGACCGUGUGCCCAAGCGUGGUUACAGAGCAUGUGUAAGUGUGACUGCUGCCGGCGAGGCUCGCGAUGUUGUGGUCCGUGAUGCUGCAUUGGUCCAUUGCCGCGCGAGGAAGGCCAAGUGUGAUCUUGGCGACCCGAAUGCGCCGUCCGAACCACCUUGCUCACGAUGUCGGAGAGAGCAGAGAAAUUGCAUCUUCCUUCCCAGUAAAAGGAGAAGGAAGACUCUGAACGAGGAUGAAGCCAAGCCCGAGGUGUACCCUGUUCAUGGCGGGCGGCGAGAAGGCGGUGGCUCGUCAUUUGCCAACCCGCUGAGCGCCCAUCGCGGGCACUCCCAGGCGCCGGGUCACUUGAACGAGCGGACGCAGUCCUUCACUCAGCCGGCUCCUCCGUCGCACGCGUCAAGCUACGACUUUGGCCAGUCCAACCCAACAGACAGCAAGUUGUCGCCACUGUUCGAUCCGCCGUCAACCAAGACCGUGUCUUCCCUUGGCUCCUCAUCUACAUUAUCGCCCAACAACCCCGCCGGCCUGCGGCGAAAGCGCCAUUCGGAACCUGACGCGACCCGGCGUAUCGUAGUGGCCAGUUUCAAUAAUGAGACGGACGCCCUGGAGAUCUUGGCGAACGCCGCAACCGACCCUGACGGUGACAGUGGCCCGGAAAAGUCUGAGCAGCGCGCAGACCGGGGCAAGCAUGUGGCUUGGGCCGACGAUGCAGCGCCACGGCCGUUGUCCGACUUUGUGUUGAUCUCGCGCGGCAUUCUCGAUGAGCGGCAACUCGAGCAGCUCGUCGAUCAGUUCUUCACGCAUCGUCAUGCAGUCCUCGCACAGCUCGUGGCGCUUGCGCACAGCGACCCGUUCCUCCUGUCCGUCAUCGUGUGCGUGGCUUCACACCACCUGCUCGAGCCCGGAAUGCGGCAAAUUCAUGAGCGGUCCUACGCCUUGAUCCGGGAAACGCUCGCCGAUUAUGCGUGUUCCGGUUUCCAACCCUCGAUCGGCUUUGUCGAGGGCGUGCUGAUCCUUGCGGAGAACCUGCCCCGAGAUCGGCUCGGCCCCAUGGCGAGCGAGAUGGCCGGACCGCAAGGCGAGGUGCAAGGGCUGCACGGCACCGAAAACCGCCGCGCGUGGGCGCUUGUCGGCACUGCAAUACGGGCUGCUUACGGACUUGGCCUUGACCGCCUCGCCCUCGAGGACGGCGAGCGGGAUGCGGAUCUCGAACGAGCUCGCGGCGUCUGGACGUGGUGCUACCUCUACGACAGGACACUUGGUCUGCGUACGGGUCUCGCAUUCUGGAGCCGAGGCCCGGCACUCUGCUUCCAGGGCUUCUCGGACAUCUCGCAGACGGGCGAGGCUGCGGCACGGGAGAACUUUCCGUACAUGCUGCUUGCAUCUGCGGAGCAGCCGCCAGAGGACGCCUACGACAGCGCAUCGAUGAUGCAGGCGACAAUCGAGCUCACGCAAAUCAUGACGAACGCACACGAGGUGCUCUUCUCGACGCCGUCACGCACCUCGGCGCUCGUGGGCAAGGGCGAGUACUUCAAAUUCCUGGACCACUUCCGGCGUGCCCUCGAGAGUUUCUGCAUGGUGUGGAAGACGAAACGCUGGCGACUCGACAGCGUGCGCGAACUCGUGUGGUGCACGUAUCACUUUGUGCGGCUGUACGUUGCCGCGUUCGCCUUCCAAGCACACGUGCAGCGCGCGCAGCAGCGGGCCGAGAAGGAGCGUGAGCGCGACCCGUACGGACCGAAGAGCGGCGCGAUCUCCAUCUUCCCUCGGGGCACGGCAACAAGCCCCGACGCAGUCUACAUUUACGAGAGCAUCGACGCGGCCCAUGAGAUCCUGCGCAUCUGCCUGCGCCUCGGCGAGCUUCAGAUUCUCGCCUUCCUCCCCUCAAGAUACCUUAUCAACUUUGCUUACAGCGGAACCUUUGCGCUUAAGGCGGCGUACUCGGGUGCGCUCGGCAACGAGGAGAUUGAGAAGACCAUCUCGCUCGUCGAACAGGCAUGCGCUGCGCUCCUCUCGAGCAGCCAGGACAAGGAGCACCCCGCCGUGCGGUACGGGCAGAUGCUGCGAAUGUUGUCGAGCAAACUGUGCGAGCUCAAUGAUCAAAGCGCUGUUCCGUCUCGCUUCCCAUCACCCGAGCCCGCGGCGCAGGACCCGCACCCGCCUCCCGUACACGUGAACGCUGUACCUCAGUUCGGCGAGGGAGAGAAUGGAGAGAACGCCAUGUUCAACCUGAACAACAUCAGCACGGGGCUGUUUGGAACACAGCUCGAUGUCGGCGCCUUCAACCUGGACGGCUUUUGGGAAGACUUCACGCUGACCGACUCGGGUGGAUUCCCAUUCCGCUAG
This is a messenger RNA of Trichosporon asahii var. asahii CBS 2479, 2454 nucleotides long. RefSeq lists its product as uncharacterized. Gene Ontology annotation, molecular function: DNA binding; zinc ion binding; DNA-binding transcription factor activity, RNA polymerase II-specific. The transcript is spliced from 5 exons. Gene Ontology annotation, biological process: DNA-templated transcription; regulation of DNA-templated transcription. The record is from RefSeq and is a predicted model, not a curated record. The coding region runs from base 1 to 2454 and encodes 817 amino acids. NCBI's taxonomy places the organism in Eukaryota, Fungi, Basidiomycota, Tremellomycetes, Trichosporonales, Trichosporonaceae. Gene Ontology annotation, cellular component: nucleus.